CAAGCGGCUAGGCUGGCUUAGCGGACCCCGGUUGCUAGGGUGUGUCUCCUUGGCCUCCUAGAGGGUGGGGAUCCGUGGUACUCCUUCGGGAACAGCCUCCUGCAGGAAGACCGUCGCUGGACCUUUACCUCGCUGCCUAGAUUCCGAGGAAAAGGAGAUAGGAGACGAAAAGCCAGUUGGUUUGGGAAGCGGCCGAUUAUCCUAAAGGGUAGUGUGGGAGUCCAGCACUUCCAUGCCCCUCUUUGGGUACUACGGAAGGGAGAUUUCCAGCAUUGUGUGGAACAUAUGACCAGGGAGUACACCUUGAGCGCUUGUGUGCGGUUAUCUUUUGGCGGAAUUCUGCCUGGAUUCAGUAGAGUAUUGGAUUAUGAAAAACAGCACUUAUUAUUCAUUAAAAUGCAAAAGCCCCCACUGCUUCUUCGAAGACCCUUACCUCCAAAAUUCACUAAGCUGUCUUUACAUGAGAAAAAAACCCAUACAGCUAAAACUGGUAAAACUGAGUCACUACAUGUAGCAUUCACUGAAGAUGAAACCACUUCCAUUAAAAUGGAUAGAACUCAUUUUCCUGAUAUUUUAAGAAAUCAAUCACUAACACCUAUCAAUAUCCAAAAUAUCUUUCUUGAUCACUGUCUACAAGAAAGAGUGACUGCAAUUUCAUCACCCCAGAAAUCUACUAAGCAUGUCCAUGAGCAGAUUCCAGAUACUGCUACUGGUUCCAUAUUUUUUCCACAUUGUAAUUCAGCUUCUACUCUAAUUUUUGGGAAACAAACAAACAAAAUGGAAAGUUCAAGAAAGUUGAAAACUAUGAAAGAUGUUUAUACUGAAAAAAGCCUAGAAAGCAUUUUAAUUCUUUCUUCCAAGUUUUCCAAACCUAAAAGUACUCGUGGCUCAGUUAUUGCUCAAAAACUUGAGAAAAUGCACCCUAAGCAUCAACCUUUACCAGAGAGUCCAGGCUAUACUUAUCAGCACAUCUUGAGAGACUUAAGUGCAACAGUGCCAAGCCCUCCACCUACGACUGUAUCUAUGAAACCAGAAGGACAGUGGCCUGAACAUUUUAAAUCAACUGCUACAUUGACACUAAGAGUUACUGAAUUUCCAGGUUUUGUUUCCUUGCCAACACCGGUUUUACCAAGAAAACCUCACAGGCAGUCUGUGAUAGAAACUCUUGUAACAGAAAAUGAAAAUAUAGAAAGUGUCCCAAAGCAAAUCCCACCAAGACCACCUAAAGGUCUCACUAAAACUGAAAAAAUAGAAUCAGAGAUACACGUUGUACGUGGUGAAGGUUUUAAGACUGUUGCAGCAACACGAUAUGAAACAAUAACAGCCAUGACCAAUCUGGCCAUAGUAAACUGUCAAGUAUACGGAAGAAAUGCACUUAAUCUGAAGGGCUUUUUUAUCCUAAAUUGUCCAGACUUAACACCUUUGGCUUUCCAGUUGAUAUAUCUUAAUUUAUCAUUUAAUGAUCUUCAUUACUUUCCCACAGAAAUAUUAUGUCUUAAAAAUUUACAAACACUGAAAUUGAGAAAUAAUCCUAUCAAAGAAAUUCCUUCUGAAAUUCAACAACUUGAGUUCCUUAGAAUUUUCACCAUUGCUUUUAAUUUAAUUACUGUUCUUCCAGUUGGGUUAUUUUCCUUGUCUUAUCUUGAAGAACUUGAUGUUUCCUAUAAUGAACUUACUUUUAUUCCAAAUGAAAUUCAGAAACUCAGAUCACUUGAAAAACUGACUGUUGAUGGGAAUGAACUGAACUUUUUCCCCCAUGGAAUUUUGAAGCUUAACCUGACAAAAAUUCAGUUUGAGAAUAAUUUCACUCAUCCUUGUUUUUGGAGAGAUAAUUCUUUGAAUAAUCCACAACAACUUACUCAAAUUAUUUCUUUGUUCAUUGUCCAAAAUAAGCUACAUAAAUUUUAUGAUAAGAUCCCAGUAGAAGUUCAGAAGUUACUAAAAUGCACAUCCAGGUGUGAAUGGUGUCAUGGUCCCAAGUUUGGUGAAGGUUUUCGUGUCAUCCGAUCCUGUGAUAUUUUUGGAGCAUCACAGCUUCCAGUUAUGUUUUAUGUCUGUUCUCCUACUUGCUAUAGAAGAAUAAAGGAAAGCAGUUUUGUUUUAGAUGGUAGUCCUAGUAGAAGAAUAGCUCUAGAUGUGGAGUUGUCAAAAGAAUUAUAGUACAAUGAUUUAUCGUAUGUAUAUAUAUAUAUAUUCAUAUAUAUAUAUAUAAACUUUACUGGCUUUUACUACAUAUAAAUCUGCAUAUAGUAAUUCAUCUCUUUGAAAGUAGAGGUUCUGUUUGGAAGACAUAAGUGUCUUCUGAUACGAAUUCUCUUUGUAAUUCUAGCUCCUUAUGAAAGUUUGUGAUUGUUUGGGAAUUGUUGCAGAAUAGUUACUCAAGGAGGAUUAGUAAAGCCUUUAGAUUUGAAUAAAGCUCUAGAAAAUUUCUUUCAGAGCCUGUUUACUAUAAAAGGAAAAAUGUUAGAAUCCUUUGCAAAAUGGGUUAUAUCUUACAACUGGUCUUUUCAUGCAUCCAUACUAAGUGACGAGACAGCAUUGCAGAGUCAUCAGUGGGGUUUGCGCUGCAUAGAGCUUCAAUGUCACACAUCCAAGUGCUCAAUGCUUGUGCAUUUCUGUGGAAAUCUGACCAGCACCUUCCAUCUCAAUUGUAGGUUGUUUUGGGGAAUAAAAGAUUAAUUCUAUCCCCAUUUGUUUGUUUAAAUUAAUGUCCCAGGUUCUUAGAGAACUGGUACAGUCUUUAAUUGUUACCUUGAACUUCAUGUCCUAAAGCUGAGAAACUGGACAUUAGUCUGAUUCCAUAGGCUAGCACCAGCAUCUACCAAGGCCUACAGUGAUAGCCUGGCACAAAAAUAAAAUACAGCUUACAAAAUAACAUUGCAAAGCAGCAUAUACAUAUAGUAAAACUUACUUUAAGAAUUAAUGUUUGGUAAGAGAAAGAUAAAAGGGUAUUUUGAUAUACAAACAACUUUAGAAUGGCAUAGAAUUGUUUCACAUAUCUUUACACACAGUUCACUUAAAUCUCAAAUAUCAUUGCUAAAUUUAGUGAUAUGAAAUGAUUUAAAUUUACACAGCUAUCAUCAUUAAUGUCAGAAAAUACACAUUGUCAUGUUUGUGUGUAUCUUUUAGUGAUAUCAUUUAAAUAAAGAUAAAUCAGGCAGAAUAAUUUUUCUAUUGAUUUCAAUA
Gorilla gorilla gorilla (western lowland gorilla) is the source of this 3186-nucleotide messenger RNA. It is a transcript of the gene LRRC63, whose product is annotated as leucine rich repeat containing 63. The coding region runs from base 286 to 2160 and encodes 624 amino acids. Gene Ontology annotation, cellular component: cytoplasm. The transcript is spliced from 11 exons. The record is from RefSeq and is a predicted model, not a curated record. Gene Ontology annotation, molecular function: protein binding. NCBI's taxonomy places the organism in Eukaryota, Metazoa, Chordata, Mammalia, Primates, Hominidae.